AUGCCAUUCCAGACGUCGUUUCCUUGUCUACGCCCAGAUACUACACCCCACAUAGUCCCUCUGCCUGGUGUAUCUUACCAGUUCAAUGUUCCCAAACCAGAUGGUCUCAAAGCUUUACAAUUACUGAAAUACCCAGGAAUUGAGGGAUUGGACGAGGCCCUCGACAGUGAAAUCAAGGAGCGGACGAGUAGUUCUGAUGUAUUUCAUUUGUUUGCAAAAUUUGAGGCAGAGUUCCUUCUUCCAGAGCAGGGAAAUAACGUAUACACAUGCUUAGUGCCCACUAGCGACACAGCUUGUUCAAGAGGAUGUAUUGCGAAGUUGCAAAGCUUUAAAACGGAGAAAGAGAUGAUGAUACUCAAUUUUAAGGGAAUUAGAAGGGCGACAAUCAUAAACCCGGAGCUGAACCUUCACAAUGAGAUUUGGAUUGGUACCCUAAUUAUCCAUAAGGAUGCUGAACUCAUGAGUGGUUUGAACGCGAAGGCACGUACUCAAGCUGUGAGAGAUGUCCAGCGGUGCUUUCGAAAAAUGACUACCUGCUUCAAGGUGUUUAAGUCCCGUUACAGAAAGGCUUUGGGAGAUAAAGAUAACGAUUUUGGCCGCGUUUUGCUGAUCUCUCCACUAGCUAACAUGCUCUUUCUUCAACUCAAUAGAGAAUCGUUCCUCAAGUCAUGGGACUCUCUUGCUCGUGCUUGCAAACUGUUUGAAGCCAUGAUCGCAGAGGUUCAAGAAGUUGAGGCACUUUUGUUGCUGUUAGAUAUGGCAGUUUCUAUUUUACCUCUGACACAUUCUCAACGGUUGCGAUUUUUGUCACUGGACAAAGCCAGUGAGAGGCUGGCAGAAUUUAUCACCAUAGAGCAAAAGCUUACCGCCCUCCUAACGGAACUUUACAACUCUGUCAAAGCUUUUGAAGGUCAGCUCCAAGAACUAACAGCUCAAGAGAAGGCCAAUUUUGUCGCGUUGCAUCUUAGUGCUUUGCGCAGCUUCUUGGGAAUUUCGCGCAAAGCUCGCAACAGAAUUGACAGUGCUGGUGUCAAGGGCUCAAGAGAAGCAGUAGCGCGAUCAGGCGGUAAUGCUCAAGAUGAUGAUGACGAUGAUGGCUCCAUACUGGAGAGAUUUUUGGAUGGUUUAAGCGAGAACGAAAUUCAUCCAGAUGGGCGCAAAAUGCUACGUAAAGACCUGAGAAGGCUCAAAAAAAUGCACCCGCAAAACUCCGAAUAUCAGGUUCUCAAGAACUAUUUUGAUGUGAUAAUGGACAUUCCCUUCAAAACCAGUGAAGCAAAAAUUAACCCAGUGGAUCUUCAGCAGUCUAAAGAAAAACUGGACGCCGACCAUUUUGGUUUACGUGAUGUCAAGAAGAGACUCGUCGAAUAUUUAUCCGUUUUGAAGUUAAAUGAGAGUUUUGCAGCCUCGGAAUUACAAGCCAAACCUCCCAUACUGCUCUUAGUUGGACCUCCCGGAGUUGGAAAGACCUCUAUUGCCAAGUCCAUCGCCGACGUUUUGGGCCGCAAAUUUCACAGAAUAUCACUGGGUGGGAUAUAUAAUGAAGCAGAGAUCAGAGGGCACCGCAGAACUUAUGUGGGUGCCAUGUGCGGGUUGAUUAUCAAUGCAUUGCGCAAGAGCGGCUCAAUGAAACCACUGAUUUUGCUGGACGAAAUCGACAAGGCCUUAAGUUUAACUGGCAGUGGUCGGGGUGGUCGUGGUGCUAGUUUAAAUGGGGAUCCAGGCGCAGCGCUGCUGGAGGUAUUGGAUCCAGAGCAGAACUCUACAUUCACCGACCACUACGUUGGGUUCCCGGUUGACUUGUCUAAUGUUCUAUUUUUCUGUACUGCAAAUGACACUGCAGAGAUUUCAGCGCCCUUGCUGAAUCGAAUGGAAGUCAUAGAAAUACCAGGAUAUACUCUUGAGGAAAAGAUCGAGAUUGGUUCCAAGUUCCUACUCCCUAAGCAAAUGAGACUCAAUGGCCUGGACAAGGUUGGAUCCUCCGUGGAGCUUACCAGAGACGCAUGGAAUGAACUAGUCUCCGAGUACACGAGAGAGCCUGGUGUCCGCAGCCUGGAACGGAAACUAGCAGGUUUAGUACGAGGCAAGAUCGUCGAUUAUGUGAAUGGGACGGAGAAAAGCCAACCUAAGGUAAUUACGUCUAGCGAGCUUGUCAAAUACUUGGGAUUUCCACUACACCCUGUGUCGAAAGAUUUGGUCAAAAACGUCAGGUUCGCAGAAAAAAGUGGCGUGGUCAAGGGACUUGCUUAUAGUUCUGAUGGUGUUGGCGGGGUGCUGGUUUUUGAGAUUGUACGAACAGGGACAUUGAAUGGGGACCAAAGCGGGCCUAAGGUUCGCACAACAGGAAAUUUGGGGAACCUGCUUAAUGAGUCGAUUGAGAUUGCCACUGCGUUGGUGAAAUCGUUGCGAGAGCGAAAAGUCGUGGAGGGGAUGUCCCAAGAUCCUUUCGAAGAGUUUUUACACUCGGAGCUGCACUUGCAUGUGCCAAUGGGCGCUGUAUCGAAAGACGGACCCAGUGCAGGCCUUGCUAUAACACUGGCGUUGCUAUCCACUGCGUUUAAAAUGCCCGUUAGUCCCGAUUUGUGCAUGACCGGGGAGAUAACUUCGCGGGGCAAAGUGCUGCCCAUUGGCGGCGUCAAAGAAAAACUGCUGGGAGCUCGGCUUUUUGGCAUGAAGCGCGUCAUGGUACCUCUAUCGAAUCGCUCUGACGUGAUCGAAUCUGUGAUGGAGUCUGAAUUCUUCGAGCAGUGUUUGCGUUCGAGCGGAUUUCCAGAGGUCGCCGCUGUUCAAGAGAAAUGGCAUUUGGAGCUACAUUACGUCGAUGACUUAUUUGAUGCUAUUGGAAUUUGUUGGCCGCAGAACUUCCAUGUAAAAGAUACCACCUUGUUCAUGUUACCCACCAGCAAACCCAUGAGGGCAUCGUUGUGA
Lachancea meyersii CBS 8951 is the source of this 2928-nucleotide messenger RNA. Lineage: Eukaryota; Fungi; Ascomycota; Saccharomycetes; Saccharomycetales; Saccharomycetaceae. The record is from the annotation of a GenBank genome assembly.